AGGGUAUAAAUUGAGUCCGGGGGGGGCAUUAACAGUCCCACGGUCUGCUAGAGCUUCAUCACCAGCUGAUUCUACCCAACCAGCCUGCAGAAAUGGCCUUUAAUGGAACCUGGAAGGUUGACCGCAGCGAGAACUACGACAAGUUCAUGGAGCAGAUGGGCAUUAAUCUCAUGAAACGGAAGCUGGCAGAACACGACAACCUGAAGAUCAUCAUCGAGCAGAACGGAGACAAGUUCCACGUCAAGGAGUCGAGCACCUUCAGAACCAAAGAGAUCGACUUCACGCUGGGCGUCCAGUUCGAAUACGACCUGGCCGAUGGAACCGAAGUCGCAGGAGCGUGGGAGAUGGAGGGCGACAUGCUGAAAGGCAAGUUCACCAGGAAAGACAACGGCAAAGCCCUGAACACCACCAGGACUCUGGUGGGCGGAGAGCUGGUGCAGACCUACAACUACGAAGGCGUGGACGCCAAGAGGAUCUUCAAGAAGCAGUAACCUGGAUCCUGCACUUCCUACGUUACUGUUUUUAUAGAGACGACAUAAUAUAGAUUUUUCUAACAAUUGGACUUGGUUAAGUGAAGAUAUUAUAUUACAAUGUACCUCAAAAUGUUGGCAAAGUUUAGACGGAAGAACCAAUGAGUAGAAAAGAGAAGUCUGAAACAGUAAACUGGUCAGCUGAAGAAGUUUCUUUUCCAGUAGAGAUGUGGAGCUGCAAUGAAAACAGUCAAAACGGCAGCUAGAAAUGACUCAUUUAAACGGUCAGUUCACCCAGAUUGUCAUAUUUCAGAAGCCUCUAGCGUCGCUGAAUAAACAGGUUUGAUCAUUUUCCAUUCCUGCCCAACUAUUUUGGAGCUUUAUUUGCUUUUCUUUAAGAAUCCCAUUGAAAAAACUCAACGGCAUUCUCCAGAAACAAAGCCACAGCACGUACUGGCUUCACUUUCCACUGGUACCAUUCAUUUCCAAGAGAGUUACUGGAUAAUGCAAGUUCUUGAUGCCAUUUUCAACUCAAAACCAAUGAAAAUCCUUUAUGUUUUGGUAGAUUUCAGAACUAAAGAGACGAAAAUGCAGAAAACUGUCCACCUAAUUUGAAGCUACUACAUUAAACCCAACAGGUUUGGGUAUUUUGGGUGAACUUUCCCUUGAAAUAUCUCAUUUGUUGAACUUGAUUUGCUGUCAGCAGCUCCACCCAGUAAUGAUUGAAUACGUUAGAUUUGGGUAAAUACGUUAAUUUGCACUAAUGGAACUGAUGUUGUAGAGUGUUUUACAAUAAAGCAGCUUUGAUGCGUCA
Messenger RNA from Amphiprion ocellaris (clown anemonefish), 1284 nucleotides. RefSeq names its product fatty acid-binding protein, intestinal. Gene Ontology annotation, cellular component: cytosol; nucleus. The coding region runs from base 93 to 491 and encodes 132 amino acids. Gene Ontology annotation, molecular function: fatty acid binding. Lineage: Eukaryota; Metazoa; Chordata; Actinopteri; Pomacentridae. The transcript is spliced from 4 exons. Gene Ontology annotation, biological process: fatty acid transport. The record is from RefSeq and is a predicted model, not a curated record.